This is a messenger RNA of Callorhinchus milii (elephant shark), 1945 nucleotides long. It is a transcript of the gene tekt3, whose product is annotated as tektin 3. NCBI's taxonomy places the organism in Eukaryota, Metazoa, Chordata, Chondrichthyes, Chimaeriformes, Callorhinchidae. Gene Ontology annotation, biological process: cilium assembly; cilium movement involved in cell motility. Gene Ontology annotation, cellular component: sperm flagellum; nucleus; microtubule cytoskeleton. The transcript is spliced from 8 exons. The coding region runs from base 77 to 1525 and encodes 482 amino acids. The record is from RefSeq and is a predicted model, not a curated record.
UGAAUCAGCUCCCAGAGACAGCAGGACCCACUGUCUGUUUCUAGGUGUAGGCAACGUGGAACUCUUAGACUCCAGAAUGAAGACUAUCUAUACUAGGCCCAGGACAGCUGGGUCUAACUUUCUACCAGCUAUAUCUGCGAUGGCAUCAAGCUACAGGGGCCAGAAUCCUCUUAACUCCGUCACCCAUAGUUUAAUUAUGCCUUGGAGACCCAAUACCUAUUACAAAGUGGCUUCCAUGGUUCCUUCUCUGGCCUCAUUCUCCAAGAAUGUUCCCGAGGUUAUUCAAGCUAAGCCCCAUUCUCCGUCAAACAGAAUGGUGCUGUUCACCAGGUAUUCUCCUCAGGAUUGGCAUCUGUCCAACCAGAACAACUACAGGGAAUCCGAGUCUUCCAGGCACAGCGCAGUGAGGCUAAGGGUGGACACCGCACGUCUGAUCCAGGACAAGGAACAGAUCACCAGGAAGAUUCAGUCUGAGACCAGCAAGAACUUGGGAGAGCGUGUCAGUGAUAUUGUCUACUGGAAAUCCGAACUAACUCAUGAGACUGAUCAGGUCAUCAGAGAGAUCCACGCACUCACAGAGGCGAAGAAGCGAUUGGAACGGUCCUUGGCAGAAACUGAGAGUCCUCUACAGGUGGCCCAGGAAUGCUUGUACCACCGAGAGAAGAGGAUGGGUAUAGAUCUGGUGCAUGAUGAUGUUGAGAAACUGCUGCUGAAGGAAGUUGAUUGUAUAAAGUCGUGUCAAGAAAGAAUGAGAAGACAUCUCAACAGGACAAUAACCCAGCUCGCAUCAAAUCGGGCAGCCCAGCAUGAGCUGGAAAGAGACCUCAGUGACAAAAGCAUGGCUCAGAGAAUUGACGACAAAUGUCACCAGCUACGCAACACAUCAGAUGGGAUCAGUUACUACAGGGGUGUGGAACGUGUAGAUGCCACAAUUUCAGUUCCAGAGUCUUGGGCCAAAUUUACAGACGACAACGUCUUACGAUCCCAGAGUGAAAGGAGCACAUCCGCUAAACUCCGAGAUGACAUAGAAAAUCUCCUUAAUGCGACUUCUAACGAGCUGUGGAGCCAGUUCAACGCAGUGAACGUAUCAUUCACACACCGCAUCUCGGAGACAGCCAAUGCCAAGAACAAACUGCAGACACAUCUUGCUAAGACUCUGCAGGAGAUCUUUCAAACUGAAAUGACAAUUCAGGGCAUCAAAAGGGCAAUCAAAGAUAAGGAAGCACCGCUGAAGGUGGCUCAGACUCGCUUGGAUGAACGUACAAGGAGACCGAACGUGGAACUGUGCCGUGACCCUGUCCAGCAUCGCCUCGUUAAUGAGGUGUGGACGCUGGACACAUCCAUCCAAACCCUACAGCAGAGAUUGGAGGAGGCAGAGGACAUGCUACAGAUGCUGGUUCACACUAAGGCAGCCUUGGAGUACGAUCUCUCCAUUAAAGCAAACUCCUUGUUUGUUGAUCAGGAAAAGUGCAUGGGAAUGCGCAAAACCUUCCCGAGCAGUCCGCGUCUAGUCGGAUACAUAUAAAACCAGUCACGUUGCUUAGGCACGCAGGAGUUAAUAAGCACUGUCACGGCUAUGAUUGUGUGAGGUCAGACAGAGACUGCCUCUAGUUCCCCCGCAUUGCAUGUUUGCCAUCACCCCACUUUGAAAUAAAGAGUCUGAAUUUCUUAGCAUCGAAUGUUCCCAAUAGAGCACCGGGUCUCCCAUUGCCAUCGACAGCAAGUUGUUACCAUCAAACGAUUGAUAACACCACCUUUAAAAUGAAUCACUUUGCUGCUUUCAGACCCCUUGCACAUGUACGGCCAUUAAACAUAGACCCCAGAUCAUUGCUCCCUGAAUAAUGGCAGUGGGAGCUUUGACUGGAGAAAGUGUCUGGGAGCAAAGUUACACAAAAUUCAGGUUACAAAGGGGAAUAAAAUAAUAAUAAUCCUUGCAUUUGAUACA